Molecule: messenger RNA, 1344 nt
Organism: Paracoccidioides brasiliensis Pb18
Product: adenosylhomocysteinase
Exons: 5
Coding region: 1-1344 (447 amino acids)
Biological process (GO): L-methionine cycle
Cellular component (GO): cytosol
Molecular function (GO): adenosylhomocysteinase activity
Source: RefSeq, a predicted model, not a curated record
AUGAGUGCCCCAGCCCACAAGUUCAAAGUCGCUGACAUCUCGCUGGCCGCCUUUGGCCGCCGGGAGAUUGAGCUCGCUGAGGCUGAGAUGCCAGGUCUUAUGGCCAUUCGUUCAAAAUAUGCCCAAGACCAGCCAUUGGCGGGUGCCCGAAUUGCCGGAUGCCUUCAUAUGACCAUUCAAACCGCCGUCUUGAUCGAGACUCUUAAAGCUCUUGGUGCCGAAGUCACUUGGUCGAGCUGCAACAUUUUCUCUACUCAAGAUCACGCUGCCGCUGCCAUUGCUGCAUCAGGAACCCCUGUAUUCGCGUGGAAGGGUGAGACUGAAGAAGAGUACACCUGGUGCCUUGAACAACAGUUGGUGGCAUUCAAGGAUGGAAAGAAGCUUAACCUCAUUCUCGAUGACGGUGGCGACUUGACUGCUCUUGUGCACAAGAAAUAUCCCGAGAUGCUCAAGGACUGCUAUGGAGUGUCAGAGGAGACCACUACCGGCGUCCACCACCUGUAUCGGAUGCUGAAGAACAAUGAGCUUCUUGUUCCUGCUGUCAAUGUCAACGACUCUGUCACUAAAUCCAAGUUCGACAACCUUUAUGGGUGCAGAGAAUCUCUUGUCGAUGGCAUCAAGCGUGCCACCGAUGUCAUGAUUGCUGGCAAGGUUGCCGUUGUCGCUGGCUUUGGUGAUGUUGGAAAGGGGUGUGCCCAGGCCCUGCACAGCAUGGGUGCCCGUGUCAUCGUGACCGAAAUCGACCCCAUCAAUGCCCUUCAGGCAGCUAUUUCUGGCUACCAGGUCACUACCAUGGAGGAGGCUGCCCCUAUCGGCCAAAUCUUUGUUACUAGCACCGGUUGCCGCGAUAUCCUCACUGGCGAACACUUCUCCGUCAUGAAGGAUGACGCCAUUGUUUGCAAUAUUGGCCAUUUCGAUAUCGAGAUCGAUGUUGCGUGGCUCAAGGCGAACGCCAAGUCCGUCCAGAACAUCAAACCUCAGGUCGACCGCUUCCUGAUGCCCAACGGACGUCACAUCAUUCUCCUUGCUGAGGGUCGCCUGGUCAACCUUGGCUGUGCCACUGGCCAUUCUUCUUUUGUCAUGUCCUGCUCCUUCUCGAACCAAGUCCUUGCCCAAAUCUUGCUCUACAAGUCUCAGGAUGCGGCUUUCGGCAACAAGUACGUCGAGUUCGGUAUUACUAGUGGCAAGCGGGAUAUUGGUGUCUACGUUCUCCCCAAGGUCCUCGAUGAACAAGUUGCUCUGUUGCAUCUCGACCACGUCAAUGCCAAAUUGUCCAAACUCACCCCUAAGCAGGCUGAGUACCUGGGUCUCGAGAUUAAUGGCCCUUAUAAGGCUGAGAUGUAA